Messenger RNA from Vitrella brassicaformis, 1313 nucleotides. The record is from the annotation of a GenBank genome assembly. Lineage: Eukaryota; Vitrellaceae.
AUGGAGACACUCGCACUUAAGCGGAGGCUGGAGGAAAGACACAGGUAUGCAGCCACAGGAAUGUACGACAGCAUUUCCCACCCGCCUCAUCUCUGUCCCUUGCUUGCUUGCUUGCUAUGUGUUGCAGGGCCGCUUGCUGGCUGAGGCGGAGGUCACGAGGCUGCAGGAAGAGGCAGCUACAAGACCUGACGCGCGAGGUGAAGGCGUCGCGGCGCAUGUACGGUUACUCCCACCCCCUAGCGGACCACUGUCAGCAGAAUGACAUGCUGCGGUCCGCUGGCGGUGUCAGGCCGCCGCCAAACCCACCGACCACACGCCCUCCGAAGCCCUCUGCCGAAACAACCCCGCACCCGCCGCUACCCACACCGUCAGCCAUCCCUAAGCUGCCGCUCCUUCGACCUUCGAUGCCCAACGCCGCAACACCUCUCAGCGGCAGCGACGAGGCAGGGCAGCUGAACGGCGUGAUGUCGAUGCACCACGGGGGUGCAAUGGGGGCGAUGGGCGGGCAGUUCCGUCCUCUGGCGAGUGCAUUGCCGCCUCUGACUGGGCACUAUGCCAUGCCGCCCAUGAUGCAGCAGUACCGGCCUGUGCAGCGCUUCAACCCCGCCCGAGCCGGAUUCCAAGCAGCAGGGCAGGACCCCAAGGCCAACAGUGGGCCGCCAGUGCCCUUCUGGGGCAUGGCAGGAGGGGUGGGUGACCAGCCGGCACGACAGGCAGCGGCAGGCAGCCCACGGAUGCUUCCCAACCUGCUCCCGCCCCCCGCUGUGCACAUCACGCCCUUGGGUGCCUACGCUGCCGUCCCCCAUCAGCACCAUCAGCAUCAGUGUCAUCCUGCGGCACACGGCGGGGCGAUCGGCUCUGUCGCUGUGCCGUUUGGCCACCAGGGCAGCCCCCUGUUCCGCCCGUCCAACCGCCCCGCGCAGGAGCAAGCUGAAAUGUCGGCCUUGGUCGCGUCUAAGGGCAGCCUCAUCCCACACGACUAUGGCGUCGCUGAAGGUAGUGCGGCACCCGGCCCCCGCGACACAAGUCACCAUCAGAUCAACAACAAGUCAGCAUCGCCGCAGAUGCGUCACCAGCAGCAGAUGGCCGUGCCGAUACCGUCAUGCGGGGGCGCGGGCCUCCAGCCGAUGGCGCACAAGGGCUCGCCGCCACCAGCUGCCACUGCAUCUGCAAAGGAGCCUUCGAAGCACGGCCACGCUCUUCAGCAGCACCAGUACCACCAGCAGGCAAUGGCGGGGCCCUCUGCCGCCAACAACCUGACGCCACACGAGCAUCAUGGCCAUUGGGCGAGGAGUAAGGAGAGAGGAUGCUGA